Molecule: messenger RNA, 597 nt
Organism: Rosa rugosa (rugosa rose)
Lineage: Eukaryota; Viridiplantae; Streptophyta; Magnoliopsida; Rosales; Rosaceae
Exons: 4
Coding region: 111-431 (106 amino acids)
Source: RefSeq, a predicted model, not a curated record
UUCACAUGAAGGUUGUUACAUACUCCAAAACCCAAAUUGGGUUUUAGACAGAAAACUGAAUAUAAAAGUUUCUAGGUAUAUCUUGAGUCAUUGAUUACCAGAUUUUCACCAUGGGGGGAGCUUGUUCUAGGAAGAGAAACCAUCGAGAUGAUGAAGAUAAUUUUCCUAGAGGGAUUCCCAGAAGAUAUUCAAAAAGUGGGAGUUCAAAGUGCUUGGCAACCGCCUUCUCUCGACCUGCUACAGAUAUUCAACAUGAAAAAGGGCAAUGCCCAUCCCUCAUGGACUUCUACGUACGGCAAAUAUGUGAGUGUGCAAGUGCCAAGGAACUGCUAAAGCACUGCUUUAUUAGGACUGCUAGGAAGAGUCCAAGACUUCUUGAGAGAAUAAGGAUUUUUGGGUGUGAGAACUCUAGCUGGAGAACAAGAGGAUGAUGGACAGUUCUAUUAGAGAAACAGAGAGGACAAGCCUUUUGAGGGCAUGAGAAGAAACUGGUUUGAGGUUAAGAAAAGUGCUAAGCAAGGGCAGAAGGAAGUGGACUAGUACAAUAUGUUUCUGGCCUUGAUGUUUUUGGGCUUUAUGUUUAGGUAGGGUUAUUAU